Molecule: messenger RNA, 375 nt
Organism: Dicrocoelium dendriticum
Lineage: Eukaryota; Metazoa; Platyhelminthes; Trematoda; Plagiorchiida; Dicrocoeliidae
Source: the annotation of a GenBank genome assembly
AUGUGUGAUUUCGUUAUUAAGCUUAUUUCGCGACUGAUUUGUGACCAAAUCCAGUUAUCGGUAUUUACUCCUCGGAAAAUGCCAUUUUACCCCCUUGGGGGUAACUACCCCCAGGUUGGGAAACCCUGGCUUACAUGUACUGUGUUAACGCUAAUCACAUUAGUGCCAGCAUGUGUGGACACAACUGUAUCAACGAACGUCAGCUUCGGUACGCCGCUGUACCGUUACAAGUGUUUUAACGACCUGGUGACCAACCUAAAGUCCUUACCCAGUAGACCAGGAAAAAUUACUGGUGAGCAGUACUUCCAGUGUGGAAGGACACAAGCGGUGACAAAUCAUGUGGAGGGGGAGGCAGAGGAAGCUCGCUGUCGUGAA